Sebastes umbrosus (honeycomb rockfish) is the source of this 3155-nucleotide messenger RNA. RefSeq names its product copine-8. The coding region runs from base 119 to 1816 and encodes 565 amino acids. Gene Ontology annotation, cellular component: plasma membrane. The transcript has 21 exons. Gene Ontology annotation, biological process: cellular response to calcium ion. The record is from RefSeq and is a predicted model, not a curated record. Gene Ontology annotation, molecular function: calcium-dependent phospholipid binding. NCBI's taxonomy places the organism in Eukaryota, Metazoa, Chordata, Actinopteri, Perciformes, Sebastidae.
UUGCUCCACUUCUCGCCGCGGAGGCGCUCAGCUCAGUUCUUCUCUCUGCUCAUUAAAGGGGGCUGGACCACACGAGGGAAAAAGGAAAAAGGGAAAACAUAUUUUUAUUUUUGACAGGAUGACCACCACUUUCCUAAACAUGGCGUCGAUAGGAGACUUCGACCCGCUCAACGCGUCUAUUCCGGCCACCAAAGUUGAAAUCACAGUGUCCUGCAGAAACCUGCUGGACAGGGACACCUUCUCCAAAUCAGACCCAAUUUGUGUUCUCUACACACAAGGCAUGGGCAACAAGGAGUGGAGAGAGUUUGGGAGAACGGAGGUGAUUGACAACACGCUAAACCCAGACUUUGUGCGGAAAUUCAUUUUGGACUACUUCUUUGAAGAGCGACAGAACCUCCGAUUUGACUUGUACGAUGUCGACUCGAAGAGCGCCAACCUGUCAAAACACGACUUUCUGGGCCAGGCCUACUGUACUCUCGGAGAGGUGGUUGGAUCGUUGGGUAGUCGCUCGGAAAAACCUCUUGGCGGCAUUCAAGGGAAGAAAUGCGGGACCGUUAUUGUGAAAGCCGAGGAGCUGAACAACUGCAGGGAAUCAGUGAUGAUGCAGUUCUGCGGGAACAAGCUGGACAAAAAGGAUUUCUUCGGCAAGUCCGACCCCUUCCUGGUCUUCUACAGGAGCAAUGAGGACGGCACGUUUACCAUCUGCCACAAGACAGAGGUGGUGAAGAACACAUUGAACCCAGUGUGGCAGGCCUUUAAGAUUCCCGUUCGGGCUCUUUGCAAUGGUGACUACGACAGAACGAUCAAGGUGGAGGUUUACGACUGGGACAGAGAUGGCAGUAGUCAUGACUUUAUCGGAGAGUUCAGCACCAGCUACAGAGAGCUAUCCAGAGGGCAGAGCCAGUUCAACGUCUACGAGGUGAUAAAUCCAAAGAAGAAAGGGAGGAAGAAAAAAUACCUCAACUCUGGAACGGUAACGCUGCUGUCGUUCCUGGUGGACAUUGAAGUCACCUUCCUGGACUACAUCAAAGGAGGGACCCAGAUUAACUUCACAGUGGCCAUCGAUUUCACAGCUUCCAACGGUAACCCAGCUCAGCCCACAUCGCUCCACUACAUGAGUCCCUACCAGCUGAACGCCUACGCGAUGGCCCUGAAAGCAGUGGGAGAAAUCAUCCAGGACUACGACAGCGAUAAGAUGUUUCCCGCGCUGGGGUUCGGAGCCAAGCUGCCACCCGACGGACGGAUCUCCCACGAGUUUGCUUUGAAUGGGAACCCUCAGAACCCGUACUGUACAGGUAUCGAAGGUGUGAUGGAGGCCUACUACCAGAGUCUGAAGUCAGUUCAGCUCUACGGACCCACCAACUUCUCCCCUGUCAUCAACCAUGUGGCCAGGUAUGCAGCUUCAGUGAAGGACGGCUCCCAGUACUUUGUGCUCCUCAUCAUCACCGACGGCGUCAUCUCAGACAUGGCACAGACCAAGGAGUCUAUUGUCAACGCCGCCUGUCUGCCAAUGUCAAUCAUCAUCGUGGGGGUGGGGCCCGCAGAAUUUGAUGCCAUGGUCGAGUUGGACGGCGAUGAAAUCAGAAUCUCAUCCAGAGGACGAUAUGCUGAGAGGGACAUUGUUCAGUUUGUCCCAUUCAGGGACUACAUCGACCGGACGGGGAACCACAUCCUGAGCAUGGCCCGGCUCGCCAAAGACGUCUUGGCCGAGAUCCCCGACCAGUUCCUCUCCUACAUGAGAACCCGCGGGAUCAAGCCGUCGCCAGCGCCGCCUCCCUACACGCCGCCAGGGCCACCCAUCCAAACCCAGAUAUGAGGAGCCGGAGAGGUGGGGGUGUGGAAGAAUGAUUUUCGGAGUCGGUGGUCAGCUGAACUUUUACGCGCGAAAUACUUCCAAUUUCCCUGAAGCCGCUCUCCAUGCCUUGUCGUCGUGGAUCAUGUGUUCAGGAAGCUGCAUGUCGGGCCGGGGGAGUGUCGCUUUUUGAGGACAGGAAAAGCCAAUGAGAGUCUGUUUACUUCCACUGUCAAGCAUUCCUGUUAAUGUCUGGAAUUUAUUAUUUUUUUGAGCCCAGGGGAAAACCAGGACAAGCCUCGGAGAGAGAGCUCGGAGAAUUUUUAAGCCGGGAGGAAACGAAGGAAUGAAAGAGAGGAAAUGAAAGACAGCUUUGGAAACACUGUAAAGAGAAUGUCUCCAGACAAAAACAAAGGAAUCACUUGAUCUUAAAUUCACUUUCUCUGUAAAUAACUGGACAUGAGUAACUUCUUCUAUCUCCGUCUCUCUCUCUCUCUCUCUCUCUCUCUCCAACUCACUCAUUGUUUACAGUAAACACUAACAAGGAUUUUUACUGUUGAUACUUUUAUAUACACAUAAUUUCAAUAUGAAUCUCUCUCUCGCUCUCUCUCUCUCUCUCUCUCUCUCCUGGCGUGUGUGUCAGGUAGCAGCAGUGCAGGUCCUGGUAGCCCUACUGUACCGUACCGUACCGUGCUGUACCGUACCGUACCGUAUUCUGGUGUUUGUAUUAACCUUUUGCAUGAGUGUAGCCUCAGUCAAGUGCAUGCAUAUAGUGGCCCUGCACUACCUCUUCUACCCAUCCAUCCGCCCGUCUGUCUGUCUGUCUGUCUGUCUGUCUGUCUGUCUGUCUGUCUGUCUGUCUGUCUGUCUGUCUGUCUGUCUGUCUGUCUGUCUGUCUGUCUGUGGGGGGUGAGUGUCUGUCUGCCUGUAUCUCCAUUUGUCACUUCACCCUGUUCGUCUGUCUGUCUGUCUGUCUGCACUGCUCUCAGGCCUGAGAAGUCUGUCUAUCUGUCUCCCUGUUGCAGCUUUUCUUAUCUCUCUCUCUGUCUCUCUCUCUUUCACUCUUUUGUUCCUCUGUCACUUUUACUAGCUGUUUCCAUCCAACAUUUCUUUUCAAAGUUCGAGCUGAAUAGAAAAUGCAUGAUUUAAUGCUCAUUAUUAGAACAGGAAGGUUUUUCAUUGCAGAAUGUGAUGAACAGCAAAGGAAAUUUCCUUUCAGUUCACUUUGGCUCAAAUUUAACAUUUGUGCAUUUUGAAAUGUAAAAUAUCUGUUCUACUCUGCUUCCUAAGAGAUGUCUUACCCUCUGAGGUGUCCAUCAUCUUCAAAAAAAGCCAGUAUGUACAUUACUAUUAUUAUUUCUAA